AUGAUUCAGGUUGGUUCGAAAUGGCCGAUUGUCCUGUCUUUCGUCUUCUUUUACCUGCUUUCCCGAUAUCUUUCCACUAGAGCCAAGCCUAAAAGAAUCGACCCAAAACGAUACGGCCUCUACGAAAACCUCCAAGUCUCGAUGAUCCACUCUCUUCUCUCCGGCGUUGGCGCGUGCCUUGCCCUCUCUGAUCCGCAAAUUUGGGAUGAUCUGAUUCAUUAUUACAGUCCCUUUGGAUCCAAGAUUGUGAAGAUGAGCACGGGCUACUUUCUCUACGACUUUUACCAUGUUCUUUCAAUCAACGACUUCAAAUUUGCGGAAUGUUGGGAACUCGUUGCGCAUCAUAUUGCUGUUCUCAGUUGCAUUGGAACAUCAGGUUUCUUCGACUACUACCACGGCUUCUCCUGCAUCGCUCUAGUCAUGGAGGUCAAUACGGUUUUCCUCCAUGUUCGCAGCCUCCUCAAAAUGGGCCGCAAGUGCGAAUCAAACUUCUACAAAAUCAACUCCUGGAUCAAUCUGGUCACGAUCGUGCUUUUUCGAAUCAUCGUUGCCUUCGCAAUGCUGUACCUAUUCCAGACGCAUUACGAACGACAAGCCUACUGGGAGUACUGCAUCUGCAACAUCGGCGUUUCUGUUGUUCAAAUCAUGAAUUUCUUCUUGCUCUACAGAAGUUUCUCAUUCGACCGCCAGUUCAUCCUUCGAAAAGCAAGCUAG
Messenger RNA from Oikopleura dioica, 714 nucleotides. The record is from the annotation of a GenBank genome assembly. Lineage: Eukaryota; Metazoa; Chordata; Appendicularia; Copelata; Oikopleuridae.